GGAAACGCUAGUACAAAUCUCCGGAAUAGUUUCCUGCUGGUCGGCCACCAGAGAGGCGACAGAACUACGGUGGGUGUGACGUCACUGCCAAGUCAGUCUGCCUCGAUGUCCAAGAGCCCCCAUGGAUGACCUCACCCGAGCCCUCUCGGCCAGCUUUGCUGUGUCCAAGGAGCCCAACAGCACAGCUGCCCCGCACCCUCGGCUGUCUCAAUACAAAAGCAAGUACAGCGUGCUGGAGCAGAGCGAGCGGCGCCGGCGUUUCCUUGAACUGCAGAAAAUCAAAAGGUUCAACUACGUCAACCAUGUGCGGUGUCUGGCCGAUGGCGACUGGACAGGGGAGGGCAGCGAUGGGGAGCAGGACAUGGAGAAACAGCAGGACGACGAAGAGGCGAAGGGGAAACGGGAGCAAGAUGCCAACGGUGAGGAAGAAGAAAUGGAGAUUGAGAGAAGAAAGCUGCCAAGGCAUUACGCCAACCAGCUCAUGUUGUCAGAAUGGUUGGUGGAUGCCCCAGCAGAUCUGGAUACUGAUUGGCUGAUGGUCAUCUGUCCCGUUGGGAAAAGAUCCCUCAUCAUUGCCUCCAAGGGUUCCACUGCGGCGUACACAAAAAGUGGCUACUGUGUGAACCGUUUUCCCUCCUUGCUGCCAGGUGGGAACCGCCACAACUCAGCCAUGGGAAAAGACUACACCAUCCUGGAUUGCAUUUACAGCGAGAUGGACCGGACUUUCUACAUCCUGGACGUCAUGUGCUGGAGAGGCCACCCUGUCUAUGACUGCCCGACUGAUUUCCGUUUCUACUGGCUCCAGUCUAAAGUACAGGAGACUGAUGGCCUGGAGGAGAUCGCCAAACGAAAUCCUUUCCGCUUCGUGAGCCUCCAGAGCACUGACUGCACAGCAGCGUCCAUCCACAGAGCCCUGGCAGCUGAGUAUAGCUUCACCGUGGACGGUCUCCUUUUCUACCACCGGCAGACUCAUUAUACACCAGGCAGCACCCCGUUGGUGGGCUGGCUGCGCCCCUACAUGGUCGCUGACAUAUUGGGGGUAGAAGUGCCCCUUGGACCUCUCACUACUAAACCAGAUUACGCCAGCCACCAGCUGCAGCAGAUCCGGGAGCACAAGAAAACCUCUAGCGAGGUGCGGCCGGCCAGCAGGGACGGCGGCUACGAGCUGGAGCACCUGUCGACGCCCACCAAAGACAACGGCCACAACCACAGACCCAUCCAGGAAGCGCAGAUGGAGGGCUGAUCUCAUUACUUGAUAUUUACUGACUCACUGGCGCUGCACCGUUUUAAUUAGAACGUCUUCCCGAAAACUCCCGCGGAUCGCAAGUCUUUUUAAAAGGGCACCACCCAGGAUUACAAUGUUCUAUUUAUCUUCUGUUACCUUUAGGAGUUGUAAAGGUGGAACAGGGGGAUUUUCAGUAAAUCUCCAUGGGAAUUAAAUGUUUUGUCAUAAGACAUACUUGCAAAAUAAUGCUCUUUAAAAUGACAUAUUUCAGCAGUAAAAUGUUUUAAAUGUUAUCGAACAACCAAUUCUUUCUUUAAAGAACAUAAAUAAAUAUUAAUAACCCCCCUUAAGCUAAGCAAUAAAAAAAUGAAAAUAUCAACAUUCAAAAAUGGCUCAAUCCUCAAGAUUUUCUAGCAUAUGGCACAUAUCUAGCACAUUUUUUUU
Messenger RNA from Corythoichthys intestinalis (scribbled pipefish), 1669 nucleotides. RefSeq names its product snurportin 1 (gene snupn). Lineage: Eukaryota; Metazoa; Chordata; Actinopteri; Syngnathiformes; Syngnathidae. The record is from RefSeq and is a predicted model, not a curated record. Gene Ontology annotation, molecular function: nuclear import signal receptor activity; protein binding. Gene Ontology annotation, biological process: protein import into nucleus; snRNA import into nucleus. The coding region runs from base 122 to 1243 and encodes 373 amino acids. The transcript is spliced from 9 exons. Gene Ontology annotation, cellular component: cytoplasm; nucleus.